Acyrthosiphon pisum (pea aphid) is the source of this 2090-nucleotide messenger RNA. Its product is annotated as ras-related protein Rab-10-like. NCBI's taxonomy places the organism in Eukaryota, Metazoa, Arthropoda, Insecta, Hemiptera, Aphididae. The record is from RefSeq and is a predicted model, not a curated record. Gene Ontology annotation, molecular function: GTPase activity; GTP binding. The transcript is spliced from 8 exons. Bases 193 to 834 code for a protein of 213 amino acids.
UUUUUUUUGAAACUUCCACAGCUUCUUGCAAAUUACUUCGCAUAAGGGCUAUAAUGAUUCAGAAACCAGUGUUCAAGGUUCAACACGAUUUAUGAAUUUUAUGAUAAAUUCUGAAUACCUACCUUUACUUCUAAAACCUACAGUCGUGUGGAGGAGUACUGCAUAACAACAGUCCAGUUUCAAUUUGCAGCAAUGAGUGACACAGUAGUAGCAGGUGUGACUAGACCUGUAUCGGAACUACAGAUGGUUUGGAAAAUUAUCGUAGUGGGUGACAUGAAUACUGGUAAGACUUCUAUCAUUGAAAGGUAUUGUGACAGACAUUUCAUUGAAGACCGUCGACCCACGAUAGGUAUUGAUUUAAAAAAGAAAAAUAUCAAUUUCGAGAACAAAAGUAUUGUUUUAAAUAUUUGGGACACUGCUGGAACUGAAAAAUAUCAAUAUUUAUCUCAAUUGUUCUACAGAGAAGCAAUGGGGUUAUUUAUUGUCUACGACGUUACAAAUUUAAAUUCUUUACAGGACUUGCACAAAUGGAUGAAAAAUAUUGAUGAUUUUGCUCCUUCAAAUGUGGUAAGAAUUUUGAUUGGAGCUAAAUGUGAUAUGGAAUCAAAUAGAAUGGUGUCGACCGAAGAAGGGAAACUGGUUGCAAAACAUUUUGGAAUACCCUUUUUUGAAUUAUCUUCUAAAAAUAAUAUAAACGUAGACGAUGCAUUUUUGAAAAUGGUUUCUAUGAUAAAUGAGAUGGAAUCUGUAUAUACUAUUAAAAAGAAUUUUGUGAUCUUAGAAGACAAACCAAUAGUUUGUGACAUUGACAACCCAUCCAAAUGUAACUGUUGAUUUGAGAGGUAUUUAUAAGAAAAACAUGAUAACAUUUUAUAAAAUGGUUUCAUUAAAUGUACUUAUAUUGUUUUACUUAUUAAUUAUUAUUAUUACAUAUUAUAUUCUAUAGAAAUACAUUUUAUAUUUUUAUACACUGAUUAAUUAAAAUUGCUGUAAGAUAUUUUCCUCUUGAUUAUCAGUAAAUAUUAUAUCAUUUUUGAAACAGAAGUUAAACAUCCUAAGAAAUAUACUGGAAUAUAUUAUAUAUUAAAAAAAACCUCGGAUGGUCUAUUUGGAUAUGUUAUGAAUUAUUGCUACUACAAAUAUUUUUAGGAAAAAUAAUUUCACUACGAAGAUCCAUUUUUGAAAAGAUUUCUAUUAUGUAUAAUAGUUGCGGCCUGCUGCUCUGGUUGAGUCAAACACAAUGGUAAUCAUUGUAGUUGGAGUAUGAUUUCAAGUAUAAAUGUGCAAUAAUUUAUUUCCGUUUUUAAUGUAUGUAUAAUAGAAAACCAGUAUUUUUACGGGCUUUUAAAAACGGUAAAAAUGAAUUACAAAGUUAUAUGUUGUGAACAAUUUUAUAACUGAAGCAAAACAAUUUUUGUUUUUUACAUUUAUAUUGAGUUUGGAGAUUUAAAUAAGCAGUAAAUUAAAUAAUCAAAUUUAAACGUUCCAUAUAUUUUUUUCACUACUAUUAAUAUAAUUAAAAACGCAGUUAAAGAACACAAGCGCAUUUGCCUACCGCAACACAUUUAUUGUUUCAAUACAACAUUUUGUAGACAUAUUAUAUUGUUAUGUUGAAGUGCAUGGUGCCAUUAAGACUUUGUAUUGUAACUGUUAAUGUACUGAUAAAAAAAUUACAAUAUUAUAUUGUUAUUCAUGUGGCCAUUAUAAGUAUCCAGUGAUAUGCUUAAGUAUGAUGAACACGUUUUAAAGAUGAACGCAAAUACAAAGUAUACACUUAAUAUUAUAAAAAAUAUUAUGUUUGUUUUUACACUGUAAACAAGAAUUAUUAAUAAUAAUACAAAUUAACGGGAAUAAAGGAAACAAUGAGUACUUGACCAUCUAUAUAAAUUAAUAUACCUAAUGUAAUAUUAAAAUAAUAUAUGGCGGAGAAAAUAAAAAGAACAGGUAACCGCGAUUAAAGCUGUUGUGAGUAUAAUUUAUUGUAUAUUAUUAAUAAUAUAAUUGAAACGAUUUUGUAUUUUAAUACAGUUAAAUAGGUCUACAAAUAAAAAAAAAAAUCGACAAAACUACUGCAGGAAAGUUCUGACACA